Molecule: messenger RNA, 1932 nt
Organism: Tripterygium wilfordii
Lineage: Eukaryota; Viridiplantae; Streptophyta; Magnoliopsida; Celastrales; Celastraceae
Exons: 7
Coding region: 325-1593 (422 amino acids)
Source: RefSeq, a predicted model, not a curated record
GAAAGGAAAUGACAAGAGCUCUGAGUUGUAGAGAGAAAAAUAGUGGGUUUGAGAGAGAGAGAGAGGGGGCCAAUUUCAUUUGGGUUUUUUUUUAGAGAAACUGAAGAAGACCCACUUGAAAGUGGAAGCUGAAGGGGGAGCGUAGGAUAAGCAGUGAGGAGAAAGUUCAAGCCUUUUUGAGGUCUCUUUCUGUGUUUCUCCCUGUAUAUGUUUGUGUGGUAAUGGUUGAUGUGUUGAAGCUGUAACAUACACUGGUUGCGUAGGAUAAGCAGAGCUGACAUAAAAGGUUUGAUUUUUGUUUCUGGGUUCAGACUUCAGAGAGAGAUGGGUAGUAGUGAGCAUUUUAGAAGUGUGAGAGUGAGUGGCAGGGGAUUGGCUCUGGUUCUUUGUCUGUUGGGUCUUGUCUCGCUAACUUGCGCUACUAGGUUGAGUGUCUCCAGGCAGAAGCUUGAGGUGCAGAAGCACUUGAAUCGGCUGAACAAGGCUGCAGUUAAAAGCAUUGAGAGCCCAGAUGGAGAUAUAAUUGACUGUGUCCAUAUAUCUAAUCAGCCAGCUUUUGAUCACCCUUUCCUCAAAGACCACAAAAUCCAGAUGAGGCCUAGUUAUCACCCUGAAGGGCUCUUUGAUGAGAGCAAGGUAUCUGAAAAACCCAAAGAGAGAACAAACUCAAUCACUCAGCUGUGGCACCAGAAUGGUAAAUGCCCUGAAGACACCAUACCAGUAAGGAGAACAAAGGAAGAUGAUGUUCUUAGAGCAAGCUCAACUAAAAGAUAUGGAAAGAAAAGGCACAGAGCCAUCCCUCAGCCCAGGUCUCCUGAUCCUAGUCUUACCACUCAAAGUGGCCACCAGCAUGCAAUAGCAUAUGUUGAAGGAGAUAGAUAUUAUGGAGCAAAGGCAACCAUUAAUGUAUGGGAACCCAAAAUACAACAGCCUAAUGAGUUCAGCUUGUCUCAGCUAUGGAUUCUGGGGGGUUCUUUUGGUGAAGAUCUUAACAGCAUUGAAGCUGGUUGGCAGGUCAGUCCAGAUUUAUAUGGUGAUAACAACACCAGGCUCUUCACUUACUGGACUAGUGAUGCAUAUCAAGCUACUGGUUGCUACAACCUCCUAUGCUCAGGCUUUAUUCAGAUCAACAGUGAAAUUGCAAUGGGUGCAAGCAUCUCACCUGUAUCUGGCUUUCGCAAUUCCCAAUAUGAUAUCAGUAUACUUAUUUGGAAGGAUCCGAAAGAAGGGCACUGGUGGAUGCAAUUCGGCAACGACUAUGUAUUGGGUUAUUGGCCUGCAUUCCUGUUCUCAUACUUAGCAGACAGCGCUUCCAUGAUCGAGUGGGGAGGAGAGGUUGUGAAUUCAGAGCCAGACGGUGAACACACCUCGACUCAAAUGGGUAGCGGUCGUUUCCCUGAAGAAGGGUUUAGUAAAUCAAGCUAUUUCAGGAACAUUCAGGUUGUUGAUUCUUCAAAUAACCUUAAGGCCCCCAAAGGUAUUGGCACCUUCACCGAGCAAUCUAACUGCUACGAUGUCCAAACCGGCAGCAAUGGGGAUUGGGGCCAUUACUUUUAUUAUGGAGGCCCUGGUAGAAAUCCCAAUUGCCCAUGAUGAAAAACUACCUUACUCCCUCUCCCUCUCCCUCUCCCUCUCCCUCUCCCUGUGUAUCGCAUUCAAUAUAAGUGUAAUCCUUCCCUCUCUCCCUCUUUGUAUACCCUUUUUAGCUAGGUUGGGUUAGUGACAUAUGUAACCUUGGCUGCUGUGGGAAAUUUUGAGUCUUUUGUCUUGAACAGAAAAGGAUUCUCCAUGCAAGUCUGUUGGGGAAUCUGAGGCCAAAUUUCUUCAAAGCUAAUAGAAACAAGGCCUUCCUUUCUCAUCUUUGUAUUCUAUUUGUUUGUCCUACUGUCUUUGGAGUGGUUUGUUAAAAGAUUGGAGUUCUACUUGCUGAAA